UUAAGCCUUGCCAAACCCAUUACGAAUAGGAAGAAGCUAACUCUCAUAAGAAGCGAAACAAUGGCGGGGUCGGAACCUUCUCGUUCUCCCAAAAUCCUUCUAGCAAAGCCUGGACUCGUCACCGGCGGUCCCGUUGCUGGGAAAUUCGGUCGCAGCGGUGCCGGUGAUGAUGAUUCUGCUCAGCUUCGUUCUCGUCUCCCUUCCAUUGCAUCCCUCAACCUUCUCUCCGACUCCUGGGAUUUCCACAUUGACCGAUUUCUCCCUUUUUUGACUGAGAAUACGGACUUUACGGUGAUUGGAGUGAUUGGACCACCUGGAGUUGGCAAGUCCACUAUUAUGAACGAACUUUAUGGUUUUGAUUCAAGCUCGCCUGGAAUGUUACCACCUUUUGCCAUACAGUCUGAAGAAACUAGAGCUAUGGCAAGGCAUUGUUCUACGGGCAUUGAACCAAGGAUAUCUGCUGAACGUAUUGUUCUUCUUGAUACCCAACCUGUAUUCAGUGCUUCCAUUUUAGCGGAGAUGAUGAGACCGGAUGGAUCUUCAACAAUCUCAGUGCUAAGUGGAGAAACCUUGUCGGCUGAAUUGGCUCAUGAACUUAUGGGUAUUCAGCUUGCUGUUCUUCUAGCAUCCAUAUGUCAUAUUCUGCUGGUGGUGUCCGAGGGAGUCCAUGAUGAUAGCAUGUGGCAUUUGAUGUUGACGGUUGAUUUGUUGAAGCAUGGCAUUUCAGACCCAUCCUUGCUGACUUCAUCUCUUUCACAUAGUUCUAGUUCAGGGAUUGAGAAAGAUAAAAAAGUUCCUGAAAGUGAAGAAUACGUGGCUACUCCUGUGUUUGUACAUUCCAAGUUGCAAGAUCAAGAUUUUACUCCUAAUAAUUUUGUGCAGCUGAAGAAGGCACUUAUGCAGUAUUUCAAACCAUCCUCUUUUGUGAGAGAACACAUUGGAAACAGGCCUGAGGAGCAUGUUUCGUCUUCUUUGGUUCAUACUUGUCAUGUAGAUUCUCAAAUGAUUAAUCUGUAUGCAAUCCCACUAAAGAAAAAAGAUGAAAAUCCACGAGAUCAGCAUGAAAGUUACAUUUCUGGGCUAUGGAAAUUACGGGAUCAGAUUUUAUCCAUGAAGUCUCCAUCAUUCACAAGACCAGUGUCAGAGCGUGAAUGGUUAAAGAAUUCAGCCAAGAUAUGGGAACAGGUUAAAAACUCCCCAACGAUAUUGGAGUAUUGCAGAACACUUCAACAUUCCGGUAUGUAUAGGAGAUAGAAAUUUAUGAAAGAGGAGAGGAUUCAAAAAAUUGCGUCUUUUUGGAUGUAAAUUUAUCGUAUUCGUGUAUCAGUCUCACAUUUUCUGUUCGAAAUUUGUUAAUGGCGUAUAUACCUAUUUUUUGAAGAACUCCUUACAAUUUAAAUUUGUUGUGUUUUGU
This is a messenger RNA of Abrus precatorius (Indian licorice), 1414 nucleotides long. Its product is annotated as protein SMG9-like. The record is from RefSeq and is a predicted model, not a curated record. The transcript has 8 exons. Lineage: Eukaryota; Viridiplantae; Streptophyta; Magnoliopsida; Fabales; Fabaceae. The coding region runs from base 61 to 1254 and encodes 397 amino acids. Gene Ontology annotation, biological process: nuclear-transcribed mRNA catabolic process, nonsense-mediated decay.